Messenger RNA from Ornithorhynchus anatinus (platypus), 1037 nucleotides. It is a transcript of the gene SPAG8, whose product is annotated as sperm associated antigen 8. Gene Ontology annotation, molecular function: microtubule binding. Gene Ontology annotation, biological process: positive regulation of transcription by RNA polymerase II. The coding region runs from base 135 to 878 and encodes 247 amino acids. The transcript is spliced from 7 exons. Gene Ontology annotation, cellular component: cytoplasm; nucleus. NCBI's taxonomy places the organism in Eukaryota, Metazoa, Chordata, Mammalia, Monotremata, Ornithorhynchidae. The record is from RefSeq and is a predicted model, not a curated record.
ACCUCUGGCUCCCAAGCUCUUUCCACUGAGCCACAGUCCCGCCCACGCUCUUUCCUGAACUCCAGUGUCCACCUGGAGCUCGAGGCGGGGGCCAGGGCGGCCCUCCAACGGUCGCUGCGGCAACGAAGGGCAACAUGGAGGCCGGACUGGCCGAGAACGGGUCCCCGGGCUCGCCGCCCGACUCCGGGGAGCAGCUCGUCGCCGCCCGGCCAUCCUCGCCGUCGCCCCCGAAGCAAGACGGGACCGGCCCGGCCCGGGACCCCACCCGACCCCCGGACCCCGGGGCCCCGGACCUGCGGCAAGGCCGGGAGGCGGGACCGAGCCCGGGGACGCUGUGGGAGCCCCAGCGCCGGGGUCGCUGCUUGAUCUAUAACUGGCAGGAGGAGAGAGCCACCAGUGAACUAGACCACGUUCCGAGCCCCUGGGACGAGAGCGAGGGCUUCUACUUCCGACACGGCCACCGUGGGCUCCUGAGCAUGCAACUUUGCCCCACGUCCGCCAGCACCACCCACCGUGACUCCUUCCAGCCCCCGAGGCUUGACUGCAGGCCCAUGCAUGGCCAGCGAGAAGCAAUGCUGGGACUUCUCUUCUAUCACCAGUUCCAAAAGAAAUCUGAGGAUGAAUUGUACCAGGCACCAGAGCCCCCAGAAUACAGGUCGGUUACCCACCGGGACUAUCAGCAGGCAGGCACCUUGCUACGGUCCCCCACUCCCUCACAGCCCCACUAUUACCAGCUGGAGGAGCCAGAGACCUACUGGUUUCAACGGGCCAAGGACAUCAGGGGAGUCGGGACCAUCCAGGGGUUGAAACCCUCAUUCCGGAGGAACAGCAGCUUCACCACUCCUGUGCCCCUGGCUCUGAGUCACCACUUGCCCUAGAUCCUCAAGAACUAAUCUCCCUGUGCCCUCCCUGUGACAGACAGACACACACACACACACACAAACCCCCCACCCCAUCCUCCAGGAUUUGGGGGAGCAGAGCAGAUUGAGAAAGAGUGAAAGAGUUGGAUCAAAAUAAACACUUUCCCCUGCUGCAGA